This is a messenger RNA of Cladophialophora immunda, 1541 nucleotides long. RefSeq lists its product as uncharacterized. Bases 538 to 1359 code for a protein of 273 amino acids. The transcript has 2 exons. Gene Ontology annotation, cellular component: RNA polymerase II transcription regulator complex. NCBI's taxonomy places the organism in Eukaryota, Fungi, Ascomycota, Eurotiomycetes, Chaetothyriales, Herpotrichiellaceae. The record is from RefSeq and is a predicted model, not a curated record. Gene Ontology annotation, molecular function: DNA-binding transcription activator activity, RNA polymerase II-specific; transcription cis-regulatory region binding.
CAGCAAUCCCAGCUACCCAAAGCGCCUUUGUCUUUUCACACUUUCUCUACGGUUGAGUGAAGGAGAAACUUUGCGCACGGCCGUUGCCCUUUUCAGCAGCGCACGCAGACUCAGCGAUUGGCCAACCACCGCGAUCAAGGCCGCAGGGAAACGCAACCACCAGACGAAAGAGACGGGGAAUACGGCACAGUUACGGAGGAACUCAAAAGCCAUUUCCACCCUCCAUAUCCAAUCCGCCCCUCGGCAUCAGACACCAAUCAGACUCUUGACUCAGCUUUAUGUAAACCCAAGAGAGCUCCCAGACCUUCCCGGAUUGGCUUAUCUGACCGCCCUUGCGUUUAUCUGCCUGCAGUCGGCAAUCCAGACCACAGGCACCCAUAGCGUACACUAAUAAUCGGAACUGCUGCGGUGGCAUUUGCAACAUAAAGGUGGAGGUCGACCCUCACCUCCUCUGCGACUGCAUCAGCCCGACCAAAAAUAAUCAAGGACCCCCAGAGAAGUACCAUCAUUGAACGCAACGGACAGCUUUCGACGACAAUGGACUACUUCGCCGUCGCGGCAGCUCACCGUGGCUCGUACUUCGACUCGCUCGUGGAUGCGGAUUCAUCCAACUCGAGCUCUCCAGACAAUACCAUGGGCGACAUGUUUCGAUACGGCAGCAUCGGGUCCGGGAUGUUUCCCACCAGCCACGGCUGGGGACCACCGGCUGAUCUCGACACGCUCGACGCCUUCACCGACUUUAAGCCGCAGACCGCCCGACACGACAGCGCCCAGCCGUCCACGGACUCCGAGCAGACGGUGGUCCCGCCCUCGAAAAUGGUGAGGGAGUUCCUCGCCGAUGAGGCCCGCGUGAGGGUGGUCGCUAACGAGCAGGGCCAGCGUCGACGGGCGCAGAACCGCGCCUCGCAGCGGGCCUUCCGCGAGCGCAAGGAGAAGCACGUCAAGGGCCUGGAGUACCAGCUCGAGACCCUCAACGAGAAGCACCAGGACCUGCUGUGCUCGUACAACAAGCAGAGCGACAGCAUCGUCCGGCUGAACCGCAAGAUCGCCCAGCUGCAGGCCGACCUCGAAGCGCUCCGGUUCCCCGCUUCGAUGGCGGAACCGCCCACCUCCCACCCGCAUCCCCAGCACCAGCACCAGCACCAUCAUCACCGUCACAAAUGGAACAACGGCGGCCCAAAGGCGAUGCCGGACAAAUUCGAUGCUUUCCCAAACGCCGCCAGUCUUGGACCCGUUCUCUACGACGGCUACGAGCUAGGGCCGGACGGAACAAUUGUCAACGCCGUCGAAUCCCACAACGCAGCGGUCAAGACAAAGCGAAGGUUACCAGACUUUGAGGACCUGCUGCGCAUGCCAUGAUUGUUUUGGAUGCCUGGCAUCCUUUCUGCCAGUUUCUGUUUUCAGCGAAAAUUGAGGGAUCGACUUCACCAAACCCCAGGGAUGAACCAAAGCAGCGAAAGGCGUCAGAUACCAAACCAUGGCGGGCAACAGUGACUUGUAUCUAUAUCUAUCUUGAUCUACUUCAUUCUGACGCGCAGUCU